Plasmodium gallinaceum is the source of this 657-nucleotide messenger RNA. RefSeq names its product 40S ribosomal protein S8e, putative. The coding region runs from base 1 to 657 and encodes 218 amino acids. The transcript is spliced from 2 exons. Gene Ontology annotation, cellular component: cytosolic small ribosomal subunit; ribosome. Gene Ontology annotation, molecular function: structural constituent of ribosome. Gene Ontology annotation, biological process: translation; maturation of SSU-rRNA from tricistronic rRNA transcript (SSU-rRNA, 5.8S rRNA, LSU-rRNA). Lineage: Eukaryota; Apicomplexa; Aconoidasida; Haemosporida; Plasmodiidae. The record is from RefSeq and is a predicted model, not a curated record.
AUGGGUAUUAGUAGAGAUGGAAGACACAAACUUCGCUUAACUGGUGGAAAAAAAAAAAUUCAUAAAAAAAAGAGAAAAUAUGAAUUAGGUAGACCACCUUCAAAUACCAAAUUAGGAAGUAGACAAGUUCAUAUAGUUAGAGGAAGAGGAAGAAAUUAUAAGUAUCGUGCAAUAAAAUUAGAUUCAGGUAGUUUUUCAUGGCCAUCAUUUGGAAUAUCAAAAAUGACAAGAAUUAUAGAUGUUGUUUAUAAUGCAUCAAAUAAUGAACUUGUCAGAACAAAAACAUUAGUAAAAAAUUGCAUCGUUUUAAUUGAUUCACAUCCAUUUACUGCAUGGUAUGAAAAUACAUUUGGUAUGACAUUAGGAAAAAAAAAGAAAACAAAAGUAGAAGAUGAAAACAAGGAAGAAAAUAAAGCAGAGGAAGAAGAUAAAGAAGAAAAAAAAAAUAAUGAAAAAAAUAAAUCAUAUUCAGUAAUUAAAAAAAUAGGAAAAUCAAAACAAAUUGAUCCAGCAUUACUUGAGCAAUUUAAACAAGGAAGGGUUUUAGCUUGUAUUAGUAGUAGACCAGGACAAUGUGGUAAAGCUGAUGGAUAUAUUAUUGAAGGAGAUGAAUUAUUAUUUUACAAGCGUAAAAUGGAUAAAAAAAAGAGAAAUUAA